UUCAUGUUGGUUUCUAUGUGGGAGGGAGUCUUGUUAUUGGAAUCACCGAAAAUUGACGUAAAACUUCCUCUUCUACCUACAUAUCAUACGAAGUAGAGAAAAUUCUUUUCAAAAUAUCAAAUCAAAAGCCAUGAACCCAUUUGCUAAACAUUUUUAGUUAAAUUCCAUUAAUUUUUAAUUUUCAAUAAAUUGUCAUUGAUUGUACUCCGAAAUUAAGUUUGCAAAGAAACAUGAUUAAACUAUCGACUCGACGAUUUGCAGUAGUUUUAUUUUUUCAGUGUUUGAUACUGGUCAUUGAUUUGGCGAUAAAUAGUUUUUCUUACCUCGCUCGCGACCGUAAAUCGACAGUAAUUUUUCUCUUUCUUUUGCAAGACAUUUGUUUGGUGCUCGCCUUUACUGUUCUCCUGUUCAGUCUCUACUCGACAUAUGUGUUUCAAGCUGGUCUCGCUGAACUACUCUACAGCAAAUUCCGUACUUCUCUCAUAGUGUUGGGCAUAUAUUUCAUCUUGACCUUGUCACAUCAUAUCUGGAUUAUUAUCGAUCAUCACAAAACUCCCAACCGACAUGAUUGGUCCACAUCACUUACAACUUUAUUUAUCAUUCAGAGAAUCUUUUCAGCAUUUUAUUAUUACACCUACAAAAGAGCUGCCCUAAAAAUGAGCGACCCACGGUUUUACGAGAAUCUUGAUUGGGUGUCAGAGUUUUUGGCCAUUCGAUAAACACCUUUUUUCUAAACCAAUUAACUUUUUUUUUCAUGUGAUUUUGUUAGUCCUAUUUCCUUUAUUUAUAAUUAAUUAAGUCCGUUUUAAAUCUAUCGCCGAGUUCGUAAGAAAACUGUUGAUUUUGUAAAAGGCACCUGUCUGCAAUAAAGUUUCAGGAUUUGAUUCGUAUGGUUAUUUUGCUGAAGAAGGUGUAUCACAACUGAAGAAGUCAAACUGAAAAAAAACCUUUUCGAACCCACUGAUAGAGUUAAACAAAAGGAUAUAGCAUAAGAAGGAUAAAUUGCUUUAAAUAAUAUUCAACGCAAAUUCAAUUGUAUAAAAAUGUAGAUGGUAUGCAAUUACAACUGAGAUAAAAGCAUAUUUUCGACUCUGAUAUUUACUGGAAGUGAACAAAAAACAAAUACAAAGCAAUUAUUCGAUUUGAAUGAAAUAAAUAUUUUUUGGCUAAACAUAUUCAACAAUAAAUAGGCCAAAUAGAAAAGUG
Messenger RNA from Contarinia nasturtii (swede midge), 1206 nucleotides. Its product is annotated as transmembrane protein 138. The transcript has 5 exons. The record is from RefSeq and is a predicted model, not a curated record. Lineage: Eukaryota; Metazoa; Arthropoda; Insecta; Diptera; Cecidomyiidae. Gene Ontology annotation, cellular component: cilium. The coding region runs from base 231 to 719 and encodes 162 amino acids.